AUGAAGAAUCCAAAGUAUAGUUCUUAUUCUAAGGUCGAUGAAUCCCUCCUUGUUGGAGGUAAAGUAGAUACGGUACUGAAACGAAUCUCCUCAGGUGCCGAUAUUGAUGGAAAUAAUGAUAUGUUGUUAGGACAGCAAGCAAUCUUCACCGAACAACCUGGUCUUGAUAUGAUCAGCGAUUUCCAGGGUAUCUUGUCACACAAUCAAUGUAUUAUUAACACCAACGGAGACGAGGUUUAUUUUACAGAUGCUGUACCUUAUAUAAAAACAUCAGCACAUCCUAUGGAAGAUGUGACAUCUGUAGUAUUCUGGCACAAUGAAAAUGCCGUGUCUGUACAGGUUGAUAUAUAUGAGGUUCCAGAUGUUAAACCAAGUAAACAUCCUAAUGUAUUGCAUCAUGAUACUAUGGAAAUUAAUUUAGGAAGCAACACAGAACGUAAUAGGCUGAUCCGCAUAAUCUUAUUUGGUAAAGCGGUACAUAGAUAUGAUACAAACAUGUUCUCUAAAAUGUGCGAACUUAUUCAGGAUUAUGUCGUCUCUGUCAAGAACCAAUCUCCUGAGACUAGAAAAUGUCUUAUUAUUGGUAUUAAUGUCGAUGAAGCAUUAGAUGCCAAUUAUGAUUUUGAUAUAACAUUAGAUAUCUAUUGGAAUGUUAAGAAUAUCUGUAUGUGGCCUAAAUGCAUUAGAAGUGAUGGUAUUUGCUAUAUUAUAUCUCAAAAAACAUUAGGAUUAGAAGAUAUGGAAAGUCAAAUAAUCACCAAACCUCAGGAAGAGGAUCAUAUUAAGAAAGCUAUAUAUGAUACUGCAGUAAAUGCCUCAAUUACCCAGAUAAUACAGGAUUAUCAUCCACAAUCCAGCAUAUCUCUUCAGAUGGCAGAACACGCUAAAUGGGCUAUGUCGAUUGGUAUUUCACUUGUGCUGGAAACGUGCGGUAUCGAGGUUAGGGAUAAACCUUUUGAGAUGAUAGAUAUCACUAUACCAGAUCAAGUAUACAAGCUCAAAACAACAUUAAUAGGUAAAGGAGAUGGCGUACCUAUGAUGACUUCAAAAGCUUGGAAUGUUAUGUUUCCACUUGAUAGUCUAAAGGGUAUAUCAAGAAGCCCGAUGUCUAUUGCCAACAGUAUAGUUUACAAUAACAUAGUGUAUGGUAAUGAGGUGGGUAGGUUAAUGGGACCAGUAGAUAAUUUAUUUUUUUACGACUAUGCGGUUGAAAGCAGAGAUAAGGAUGUCAACGCAUGGUUUUCUGGUGCUAGAAAUAAGAUAGCACUCUUAUUUAAAUACAUGACACCAUUACAGGCAACAAGCACAUUGGGGAAUGUCAUGGCUUAUGAGAUGAUUAAAGCCAAAUGCAGAGUAGAAGAAGCAAGUAGACGCUACUCUCAAAUAAAUGAAAAAAUGGCUGUAUGGAAGGAUUUGAGAGCUAUGUUACAUUACAGAGUUGUUGAUGCUGCUUUCCUUAAGAUAGUGCCAUAUACUAUGUUGACCGUUGAUGAAAUGGAUAUCAUCGGAUUUGCCACGGUGUUACAUGACAUGGUUGAUUUUGGAUAUGAUGUAAGCGUCAAGGAAUCGAGCAAUACAUUCUUAACUAUAACGAACGGUAAGGUAGACAUGGAUUCUGCAAAAAAGGGAUAUAUUCGCAUGGCAAAUGGACUACAAUACAUCAUAGAAAGAUACAAAUAUGAUGCAUGUGGGUUGACAUUCUUAUCUACUCACUUCUGGCAACUAGCUAAUGGACGUCAUCGAGUUAUUCCAUCGAUUUAUAAUGGCGCGACUAACUAUCAGCAUGAGUAUUUGGAAUUUAAAGGUACAUUGCUGGAUGUAUUGCAAGAUAAUAAUAUUAUUAAGAAAGAUAGCAUCAGUGCAUUGGAAGCUGCAAAUAACCUUAGAGAUGCUGCUUUAUCACUAGGAUAUGAUGCUAUAGCAAUAGCCAAACUCAUCACCAUAGAUAUUGCUGGUAGUUAUACUGGCGAUAUUGAAAUGUCCCCCCAAGCCAUAAAUGAGAUCGAACGUAAAAUGUGUGAAUUAUCAGUAUCCCUUUCAAUUGGAUGCGAUGCUGAUGGCAAGAUGACUUCCUUUUUAUGGAUGAUAGUGGAGUAUAUGUGGUUGAAAACGGGCAUGAUGUUAUCUUGCUUGCUUGGCACAGUGAAGAUUAUGCACAACAGAAGACAAUCGGAUGAUAGAGGUGGGUUACAAUAUAAAUGGUAA
Dentiscutata erythropus is the source of this 2205-nucleotide messenger RNA. The record is from the annotation of a GenBank genome assembly. Lineage: Eukaryota; Fungi; Glomeromycota; Glomeromycetes; Diversisporales; Gigasporaceae.